GCCUCGACGCCGCGAGCACAGCUCCGCCGCCACCGCCCCCUUCUCAUCCGCGGUCUCCUCCGCCUGCUGCAUCUCUAUCGAUCUAGCGGGACUGGCUCCUUCCCGUGCUGGGUCCUUCGUCAAUCGUCAGCGCGCAAGAUCGGCACUUGUGUACAUCUGAGCAGUUUCCGGUGCCCUAAUUCAGGCGCGGGCGUUGUUGGGUUUUCGAUAAUUUUGGGGGUUCACCUGAACCCUCAUGACCCAGGUGAAGCCCGCCCCUGGGGGAAGGAUGCUGACCGUGCUGCGGGUGCACCUCCCGUCGGAGAUCCCGAUCGUCGGCUGUGAGAUCACGCCGUAUGUGCUCCUGCGGCGCCCCGACGGAGGCGUCUUCACCGACGACGUGUCUGAGACCGCGCCCGUGGAUGGGUACUUCAUGCGCUACAAGUGGUACCGCAUACAAAGUGAUCGUAGAGCUGCUAUCUGCAGUGUACACCCAACAGAACAAGCAACACUUCAGUGCAUAGGGUGUCUGAAGUCAAAAAUACCUGUUGCUAAGAGCUACCAUUGUUCUUCUAAGUGCUUCUCCGAUGCUUGGCAACACCACAAGGUUUUGCAUGACCGUGCUAUAAGUGCUUUAAAUGAAAACGGAACCGAAGAUGAUGAGUUGUUUGGCAGAUUUGGUAGCGGCAGUUCGAGCUCAGGGGUUAUUAGUGCUGCGUUGUCUGGUUCAACAUCAAACCUUUCACUGAGCUCAGGUGUUAAUAAUGGACCUACACCUGUGUAUCCAACAGGCACUGAGAAGAGUUCUGGUGAAACUUGGUUUGAAGUGGGAUGGUCACGAACAUAUACGGCAACUACUGAUGAUAUUGGACAUGUGCUAAGAUUUGAAUGUAUAGUUGUGGAUGUGGAAACACGGGGGACUGUGAGAGCUCCUACUUCAGUCAUGACAUCCCGUGUAAUCCCAGCACCGACCCCGACACCACGCCGCUUGAUCCCUGUUAAUGCAGCUGAUGCAAUGGUCCACUUCGAUUUAGAUAGCCGGACUUCUUCUUUUGGGACAUUUACUGUGCUGUCCUACAAUAUUCUUGCUGAUACAUAUGCAACAAGUGAUACAUACAGCUAUUGUCCAACUUGGGCACUUACAUGGGCUUAUAGAAGGCAAAAUUUGUUGCGUGAAAUUAUUGGUUACCAUGCUGAUAUUAUCUGCCUUCAGGAGGUACAAAGUAAUCACUUUGAAGAUUUUUUUUCACCGGAGCUUGAUAAACAUGGGUACCAACCUCUAUAUAAGAAAAGGACGACAGAGGUGUACAGCGGAAGUCCUCAAGCAAUUGAUGGUUGCGCUACUUUCUUUCGUCGGGACAGAUUUUCGCAUGUCAAAAAAUAUGAGGUCGAGUUCAAUAAGGCUGCACAGUCUUUAACUGAUGCAAUUAUUCCUGCCGCUCAAAAAAAGUUAGCUCUAAAUCGUUUGGUUAAGGAUAAUAUUGCGCUAAUUGCAGUUUUAGAAGCUAAAUUUAGUAACCAUGGAACUGAAAACCCUAGUAAAAGGCAACUUCUCUGUGUGGCUAAUACACAUAUAAAUAUCCACCAUGACCUUAAAGAUGUGAAGCUAUGGCAGAUUCAUACCCUCCUAAAAGGGUUGGAAAAAAUAGCUGUUAGUGCAGACAUUCCAAUGUUGGUCUGUGGAGAUUUUAAUUCAACUCCUGGAAGUACGUCACAUGGGCUUCUUGCAAGGGGCAAAGUUGAUCAUUUGCAUCCAGAUCUAGCAAUAGAUCCUCUUGGAAUUUUGCGCCCACUAAGCAAGCUGACACACCAGCUUCCUCUGGUCAGUGCAUACUCAUCAUUCGUGAGUAUGGCUGGUGUUGGCUAUGAUUUGGAUCACCAGCGAAGGAGGAUGGACCCUGGGACAAAUGAGCCAUUGUUCACAAAUUGCACAAGGGAUUUUACCGGUACCCUAGAUUACAUAUUUUACACAGCGGAUUCAUUGACUGUAGAGUCAUUAUUGGAGCUGUUGGAUGAGGAUAGCUUGAGAAAAGACACGGCUCUUCCUUCUCCUGAAUGGUCAUCGGAUCAUAUAGCGCUCCUAGCAGAAUUCCGGUGCAAGCUUAGAGUUAGACGAUGAUACUUUAGGAGGAGCUGUAGGGGAGGGAUUCUUGACAAUCGCAUGAGAUGAUGAGAAUGUACCCUGGCGAAGGCAGGAACGAGAAGCCUAAGGGAAAGAGGCUUGUUAUGUUCCUCACCCUUUUACAUUUCCGCCUCGAUGUUCUCUAGUGGCACUAGUUGGAAUGCGACUUCCAAUAGAAGAUAUAUUAUCAAUGCAAAGAGAAAUGAUUUAAUAGAUUCGUGUGCCGUUUUAGUUUUCCAUCCUCACAUUCUCGCCCCCCUCCCCCCCCCCCCCCCCCCCCCCCCCUCUUCAAUGUGAGUUCAUUGUCCACAUUUUUGUUUCCUACCAUGAAUGUGCUCUAGUUCUUACAAACUAAAAAUGGCCCCUUCCAUAGUGUAUGUAUGUCUCUUGAGCAGGGAUCAGCUUUGGCGUAGUUUACUGUGUUGAAGAUGCUUAGUUGAAAAGUGAUGUCGGGUUAUCUAUGAUGGAUAUUGAACGAAUACCUGGUGACUAGAGAGAGCUUCACAUUGGGGAAGCUAUACUGAAUGAAAACUGUGAAUUUUGA
This is a messenger RNA of Zea mays, 2645 nucleotides long. RefSeq names its product CCR4-NOT transcription complex subunit 6. Gene Ontology annotation, molecular function: 3'-5'-RNA exonuclease activity. The record is from RefSeq and is marked validated. Lineage: Eukaryota; Viridiplantae; Streptophyta; Magnoliopsida; Poales; Poaceae.